This is a messenger RNA of Alosa alosa (allis shad), 1956 nucleotides long. RefSeq names its product RAS-like, family 11, member B (gene rasl11b). The record is from RefSeq and is a predicted model, not a curated record. Bases 173 to 931 code for a protein of 252 amino acids. Gene Ontology annotation, molecular function: GTPase activity; GTP binding. NCBI's taxonomy places the organism in Eukaryota, Metazoa, Chordata, Actinopteri, Clupeiformes, Clupeidae. The transcript is spliced from 4 exons.
UCUGAGCUCCUCACAGCACACUCACAAGCUCUUAACGACUGUUCAGCACAACAACGGGAUUAUAAACUGCUCGCACACGCCAAAGAAGGACUCGUCUGAUCUGAAUUACGGAUCUUGUGGAUAUUGUGAUAUCUUUUUCGCUUUUGGAAUUCAACUGGAAAAUAUCCUCAAAAUGCGUCUCAUUCAAAAUAUGUCCACCAUCGCUGAGUACCCAACUUCGGAGUGCCCGUCUGGUCGGGUUAUCAAAAUAGCAGUGAUUGGUGGAAGCGGCGUUGGAAAAACUGCGCUGGUUGUGAGAUUUCUAACAAGAAGAUUCAUCGGUGAUUAUGAGAGAAAUGCAGGUAACCUCUACUCUCGGGAUAUCCAGAUCGACAAUGAGCAAGUGGCCAUUCAAGUUCAGGACACACCAGGCAUCCAUGUCACAGCAAAUGGUCCAGGUUGCACUGACCAUGUGACUCGCUCCAUCCAGUGGGCUGACGCCAUUGUCCUGGUCUACUCCGUGACCGACCAGCGCAGCUUUGACCUCAUUGGUCCACUCCACCAACUCGUAGCCCGAGCCCAUGCUGAUAGAGCCAGCGUGCUGCCCGUCAUCCUGCUGGCCAAUAAGGCCGACCUGCUGCACGUGAGGCGGGUGGAUGCCCAGCAGGGUCCCCUCCUGGCGUCCGCGCUGGGCUGCAGCUUCUACGAGGUGUCAGCCAGCGAGGACUACAGCCAGGUCCACGGCGCCUUCCACCGGCUGUGCCGCGACCUGGCCAAGCAGCCCCCUGCUGCCGGCGCCCUCCCCUCGGCCAGCAGCACCGCCACCUCCGCCGGGUCCGAGAAGCGCCGCUCGCCCCUCAUCCCCCGGCCCAAGUCCCCCAACAUGCAGGACCUGAAGAGGCGCUUCAAGCAGGCCCUCUCGGCCAAGGUGCGCACGGUCACCUCCGUGUGAAGGAGCGAGACAGAGAGACAAAGUUACAGAUGACAAGAAGGAUGAAGUGAGUGGCUUACGGCUGCCAUGAAGUGAAGGAGAGGCAAGACAAGGUGAAGCCAUGGGAGAAGAGAGAAAUGGACACCUUUGGUCAGCCUCCUCCUCAUAUGGGUUUUUUCGAAACCUCGGGUGCCUCGAGUGCAGAGAGCCCUUAGCCUUACCGUCGAGACAGCACGGCGACUGCUGAACUCUCAACUCGUCGCAUGAGAUGCGCAGAGCCAGCUGAAGAUGCAGAGACGUGUGACCUCUGACCUUCAUUAAUGCUGGUGGACUGCUGUUUUUAAAUGACAGACUAGACUCUGAAUUCUGUACCUACACAGCAGAAUCAUGGGAGGUGUAGUCUUCAAAAAGCCGUAGUACUAAAGGGCUGAAGAGGGCUGUCUGAGACUGAGUAGAAACAGACCCACACACACACACACACACACACACACACACACACACACACACACACACACACUGUGCAUCAGCUAUGAAAACUCAAAUAUCUUCUCCUGGCAACAGCGACUCUCAAGGAUGCGGCAGAGGGUAUUUUUAGUUGCCUUUCAGUGGCACAAAUGCCACCUUUUUUGCCUCUCUUAAUGCUAGCCUCUGCUCGUGUCCCUGAAAAAGAAAGUCCAAUUGAUGAGCUGCUGGAGAAGCAAGGCACUUUUUUUGUAAAGCUCCACAAUGUGUAUGUGUGUGUGUGUUAGUGUCACUCACUCACUUGGUUUGAAUGGUCACAGCAAAUAAUUUCUAUUUGGUACAAUCAUAUGUGAUGCACCACUUUCAGUUUGUGGGAUGAAACAUUACAGACUUUGAUGGAACAUUUGAAUAUUGGGGAUUUUGCUGGGUGGGUAAGGGACAGUAUCUCUUUUUGAAGCACUUUAUAAAAACAAAGAAGAAUUUAGAAAAAAAAAAAACAAUGCCAAAGGGCUGAAUAUUGAUGUUAUUUAUUUCUACUUGUUCACAAUUUUUUUUGUGGCUCAAAAUAAAACAUUUGAAAUGAA